Messenger RNA from Chironomus riparius, 1554 nucleotides. NCBI's taxonomy places the organism in Eukaryota, Metazoa, Arthropoda, Insecta, Diptera, Chironomidae. The record is from the annotation of a GenBank genome assembly.
AAUCAAGAUUUACUGGAUCUUUAAAAAUUAACAUUUAUCAGUGCUUUUUAGUGAAUUAUUCAGUAUUAAAAUGUCAAUUAAUAUAUUCAAGGCAAAGACAGAGUUCAAAUCAGAUGUAAAGUCAAAUGAAUACCGAUUAAUUGGAAAUAAUUACUUUAAAAACAAGCAUUGGUUCCGUUCCUUGCUGUAUUUCAAUAAAUCUAUAGCUUAUGCUCAUUCAAAGAGAGCUUUAGCACUUGGAUAUGGAAAUAGAAGUGCUGUAUACUAUCAUACUAAUUUAUUUGAGGAAUGUUUAGAAAACAUUCAGUUGGCACGUGAUAAUGGAUAUGCAGAGCAGUCAAAAUUAGAUACACGGGAAGCAAACUGUAAGCAAUUUAUGGCAAAACCAAAAGAUGAGAAGUCUGAAAAUCUAUGGGACUUCUUUAAAUUGUCAUAUCCAGCAAAUGAAAAGAUCCCAUGGCUUGUUGACUGUGUUGAAAUGCGUCGUACAAAAAAGUACGGUCGUGGAAUCUACGCUAAGCAAAACUUGAAAGCUGGAGACAUAAUCUGUGUUGAGGAACCACUUCUUCACUAUACAAAGGGCGAAAACGGAUAUUAUCAUUGCUAUAACUGCUUUAAGGCACACAAAAUGAAUUUGAUUCACUGUGAUCACACAGCUUCCAUCAUGUUCUGUUCGACUGCUUGUAAGGAACAUUUCAACUCGAAAGCUAUCGAUGAGAAAGAAAUUGUAAGUGCUGAUGCCAAAAUUUUGUCAGACGUUUCUGAAUUUUUUGGUGGAUAUAAACAGUUUAAUGACUACAUCAAUCGCACAGACUUAAAGAAACUCAACAAGUCCAUAUUUGAUUAUGACUUUAGUGAUCCAACAGAUCCUAGAUAUGAAGAAAAUCGCAUGAAUUGCUUGCUGUCAUUAUGCACAAAUAAACUGCCAAUCGAGAUAUUAAGCAGCAUUGAAAAGUACAUUUCAAAAAAGGCAGUUCAUCAUCUUUUGAGCUUAUUCUGGAUAAAUAGCAAAAACUCUGCUUUAUUCGAUGGAAAGGGUAUUAAGUUCAAUACUGGAUUUUAUGUCUCAUUGUUCACAAGCUUAAUUAAUCAUGCAUGCAUUGGAAAUGCUCAUAUCUUUGUGGUAGAAGGAAAAGUCAUAACAAUGAUUGAAAAACCUGUUAAGGCUGGUGAUCAAAUCUUCGAGUGCUAUCCCGGAUGUGCCUUGAUAUUCAACAGAUCUUUGAAGAAAGAUUUAGAGGAUCAGCACUUGUUUAAUUGUGAUUGUCAUGCUUGCGUCAGAAGUGAAUUUAUGAACAUGGCUGAUUUUAAAACUGGAUUUACUCAAGCCAUGAAAAUUGAUCCGACUCCAAUCUAUCAGCAAAAUUAUAAAGUAAUAAAGAAGACACUGCAGGAAGCACGUGAUGACAUCAAUGAUAAUCCUGAAGAUCAUAAAAUUUUGUCAAAUAGCUUGAUCUAUACUGUUACUUAUAUGGAAGCUAUUGGUUUCCAAUGUAUGUAUCCAUUCUAAUUAAUUUUCUAUCUUAACAACAUCAAUAAAGUGAAGCUAUAACG